Messenger RNA from Caenorhabditis remanei, 405 nucleotides. RefSeq lists its product as uncharacterized. NCBI's taxonomy places the organism in Eukaryota, Metazoa, Nematoda, Chromadorea, Rhabditida, Rhabditidae. The transcript is spliced from 4 exons. Bases 1 to 405 code for a protein of 134 amino acids. The record is from RefSeq and is a predicted model, not a curated record.
AUGGAGCUGAAAAGACUGGAGGAGAAGAGGAUUCAGGAGGAGGCGGAGCAAUUGAGAAGAAAAACCGAGGAGCAAAAGAAGGUUUUCAAGAAGGCGUACGAAGAGUUCGAGCGGUCCCUUCAAGACUCGGAAUCCCUUCAAAAAGAGGUGGAGACUGUGCUAAGUGAUUAUCGGAAGGCGAAGAAUCAUUUCAAGAUUAAAGUACAAUUCGAGUCCAACGAUUUCAUUGCGACACAACAGAUUGAGAAUACGCAAUUCUCCGCGGCGGCCGACCGCAUCCGAUCUUCUGAAAUCCAGCUGUUCAAAAUGGAGGGCGAAUUGGAGAAGACUAAACAGAUCCGUGACGACUACAUACGUGACUUGAACCAGAGUUGGUAUACUCGGUUGUGGAGAUUUUUGUAUUGA